This is a messenger RNA of Chironomus riparius, 714 nucleotides long. The record is from the annotation of a GenBank genome assembly. NCBI's taxonomy places the organism in Eukaryota, Metazoa, Arthropoda, Insecta, Diptera, Chironomidae.
UACAAGUCGAAAAAGUCAAUUGAAAACAAAAACAAAGUUUGAAUUAAUUUUUCAUUAAAUAAACUAACUUAAUUACAACAAAUAAGCAUGUCAUUCGUAGACGACGAAGAUGAUUUGUGUCCACCAAAUGAAGAGGAAGAAUUAAGUCUUCCAAGAGCAAGCAUUAAUAAAAUAAUUAAGGAAAUUGUGCCAACAAUUCGUGUAGCCAACGAAAGUAGAGAAUUAAUCCUUAAUUGCUGCACAGAAUUUAUUCAUCUCAUCAGUUCUGAAGCGAAUGAAAUAUGCAAUCAGAAGAACAAAAAGACAAUAAGUGCUGAACAUAUUUUGGAAGGACUGAACAAGUUAGGAUUUAGUGAUUUUACAAGAGAUGCUCUCAAUGUCCUUAAUGACUGUAAAAUGCAAGCGGCAAAGCGUCGUCGUCAAAGCACUCGAUUAGAAAAUUUAGGAAUAUCGGAAGAGGAAUUAUUCAGGCAGCAACAAGAGCUGAUUCGACAAGCCCGAGAGCAGAUGAAUGAAGAGUUUCAGCAACAACAGUUUGGCUUACAAGCACAAACAAUUGAGAAUAAGGAAAAUUGUGAUGAUGACGACGAUGAUGAUUAUUAAUUAAAUGGAAAUAGGAAUAAAACUUUAAAAUUUAAUCCAUAAUCUUUAUUGCUGUGAAUCUUCAUGUCCACAAAACCACAAUAAAAGUUAUUUUUUAGGCGGUUAAAUGUU